Messenger RNA from Bemisia tabaci, 836 nucleotides. NCBI's taxonomy places the organism in Eukaryota, Metazoa, Arthropoda, Insecta, Hemiptera, Aleyrodidae. The record is from RefSeq and is a predicted model, not a curated record.
AAUAUUGUUAUCUACCGCAAUACGAUGAAGUGCUCUCAUUGAAAAUGGGCACCAGUGACUUUAGUAGUUUAAGUUAGCCACGAUGGCGAUUUUAACAACGAUGAAACAGUUUUUUACCCUGGAGAACAAUUGUAUUAUAAUUUUACUUCUACUUCUUUAUUGGACUUUUCACUCACCCACUUAUGGUCGGACAAUUAUUAAAAAUUUAGAAGAUGUCGCUCUCCCCACUGCCAAGAGUAUCUUUAGUGGCAGUGUCUACAAUCGAACAUAUCCCCUCUCUGCACCUUUCAUAGUAUCACAUGGUAUUAAAUAUAAAAUUGCUAUAAUUAGUGAUCUAGAUGAAAAUAGUAAGAAAGGUAAUAAAUGGAUAAGUUACCUUAAGAAAGGAUACUUAACAUAUAAUCCUACAGAUAAGCGUGCAAGUGUGGAGUGGGAUAACGGUGACCCAGUUGUGCUGUCAUCAGGAUAUUCUCUGAAUGGGCGAGGCAUGGAACUGUCUGAACUGGUUGUCUUCGAUGGAAGGCUGCUAUCAGUUGAUGACAGAACCGGUAUUAUUUAUGAAAUUGACACGGUUCACAACAAGGUAUACCCCAGGGUUCUCCUUCCAGAUGGAAACGGUAAAUCAAUGAAAGGUUUCAAGGCAGAAUGGGCAACUGCAAAGGAUGAAACAUUGUAUGUUGGAGGAAUGGGCAAGGAAUGGACCACAUCAGAAGGAAUACUUGAAAACUAUGAUCCACAGUGGAUUAAGACAGUCUCACCAGCAGGAGAAGUGAAACACUUCAAUUGGAGAGAGAAUUACAUUCGGUUGCGACGUGCCUUACAAGUAGAAUUUCCAG